AUGUCAGGCGCGUGGGUGAACCGGCUGUUUGGAGAGUAUGUGAAUGGUGAUGGUGCUGAGGUCCGUGGUGUGUUUGCAGGGACAAUGCUUGUGGGAUCGCGGCAAGAGUACGGCGAUGUGGUGGUGGUUGCCGGCGGGGUGGCGUUCGUGGCGGCGCGGCGGCCGGCGAGCGACUCGGUCUUUGUCCCGGCUGGGCAGAUUCUGGCGUGCGAUGCCAAUGCCAUGGCCGAUACACAUCGACCGAUCACCUCGCUUGUGCUGCUAACCGCUGAUGGCGCCGAGUACAUCUUUGCGCCUGUUGCGCACCCCGAGCGAGCUGAGGAGCUCAUCCGCUCGGCGAUGGAGACGGCCGAUGCGAACGGCAGCGUCGUGCCGUAUCCGCAGAGCCCGGUCCGAGGCAAUGGACCGGAUGUGGACGAUGACGCCUCACUUGCACUUGCGCUCGCGCUUCAGAACGAGGGAUCGCCGUUCGGGUUGCGGUCGCCGGUGCGACAGACAGAAACCCGGAGUCAGACGAGGGGAGUGGCGCGGGCACCGACAGGCUUUCCCAAAGGCCUCGCGUGCUACUCUUCGGUGGUGGCGGACAUGCCUGGGCUGGAAGUGGCAGACAAGAUUGUGUUGCCGGCGUCUGUCCUGAGCGAGCUUGUCGAGCUCGAGGUGGAGGCGAGGCCGUACGCGUUCCGUCUGGCCAAGCCCGACGCUAGCGGGCUGUUUGGCAAGCGAACCCAUGCGGGAGUGCUCUCGUUUACGGCGCCCGAGGGCACGAUGUACCUUCCGUACUGGAUGAUGGCGAAUUUGGAGGUGGACGAGGGCGAAGAGCUGCAGCUCCAGCUAGCGACGCUGCCGAAAGGUCGCGGAGUGCAGCUGCAGCCUGUCGAGGCCGAGUGGCUUGACGUGGCGGCCGAGCUCCGUGAGGCGGUGCUCCUCGAUCAGCUCUCACGGCUGCAGUGCCUCACGCAGGGCGACGCGAUCAUGUUGCGGUGCGGAGCGCAGCUGUUUGGGUUCAACGUUGUGGCGACGGAUCCGUCGCCGGCGAUCUCGAUUGUCGACACCAAUCUGGUCACCGACGUCCUCGCUCCGAUCAACCCGCCAGCGACGCCCGAGCCAACGCUCCUUCCGGGCAAGGUUAUGGUCGGCGAGGUGGAUGCCGGUGAGUACGCGUACUUUGCGUUCAAGGUUGUGCAUCCGCAUGGAUUUGAGCUCGAGGCUGUGCCUGCGCCGGGCUCCUCGGGCGACCCGGACUUGUACGUCUCGAACGUGGUGCGCAAGCCGACUCGCGCUCACUUUACUUGGUCAGGCGUCCAAGUCGGGGCGGGGAAGAUCCGGGUUACCAGCGAAGACCCGUCUUUUGCGAUCGGGACGUACACGGUAGGCGUGACGAGUUUGGAGGCCGCAGCGGCGUUUGAGCUCAAGUACACACCUCUCGACGCGGUGGCAGCCACAGCUGCAGCUGCAGCGGCAGCGGAUAGAGGUGCGGGCAAGGCUGGACCGUCAGGCUCAGGCUCUUGCACAGACGAUGCUGCCGGCGAGACUGACGAGUGUCCCCAUGCGGGCGGCGGGUGCGGCGAGCUAUCUUUAUGAUGCACGAGGUGCAGUGCGGGAGGCGCAACGCGCGAUGCAGCGAGUGCGGGGUGUUGUUGGCGUGGGUGCACUGUCGAAGCACAUGAUUCUCGAACACACCGUGCUGCGGUGCGAGUGCGGAGCGGAGCUGCAGCAGGACGAGCUAGCGGCACAUCGGCGGACCGAGUGCCCCAACAGGCUUG
Thecamonas trahens ATCC 50062 is the source of this 1763-nucleotide messenger RNA. Its product is annotated as ubiquitin fusion degradation protein. The record is from RefSeq and is a predicted model, not a curated record. Gene Ontology annotation, molecular function: polyubiquitin modification-dependent protein binding. Bases 1 to 1581 code for a protein of 526 amino acids. The transcript has a single exon. Gene Ontology annotation, cellular component: VCP-NPL4-UFD1 AAA ATPase complex. NCBI's taxonomy places the organism in Eukaryota, Apusomonadida, Apusomonadidae.